AUGUCAACCUCCGCUUGCCACUUCUACGACUUCUCAUAUGAGUUGUUCCAGCGGCUCGACGAGGUAUCCCGGCUCCAAGCUGCGUAUGACGCCGACGAUGAAUCCUCAGUCGGACACUCAAAGCCAGAGCUAAAGAGGCGGGUAACCCUCCAGAUCCCGGCUGGCCACGGCCCGUCCAAAGCAUACCCGAAAUCCCCGCGCCCGGCGAUGGGAGGCGACGAUGAGUGCAGCAGUAACAACAGCAUCUACGACAACAUGCCACCGCUGGAUCGGGAGAUCAUCGAGGAGCUGGCGGCGCUGGACGACGAGGUAUCACACCUCCAAGCCGCGCAGGACCUCGCCGAGGCCGGCGGCGAACCCCCGAAGCUCAACAGGAGGGUGACCGUGCAGAUCCCCGCCGGCCACUGCGCGUCAAAGGCAUAUCCCAAAUCCCCAUUCCUGAGGCCGCAGGACACCCUGCCGCGUCUCGAGAUUCCAGACCCGGCUCUGUUCGUCAGCAGCCAGUUGCAGGACGACGAUAUCCGCAGCAGCAUCAGCUGCAGCAGCGCUAGCAGCAGCAGCAGUAUCUGGAGCAGCAGCAGCAGCAGUAUCUGGAGCAGCAGCAGCAGCAGCGGCCUUAGUCACAGGCCACUCCUCGAUGCUCGCAGCCCGUCCCUCAGCCGGCAGGUUCUGGAGGAGCUGGCAAUGCGAGACGGGGACGAGAGUCGCCGCCGGGCCCGCGCCGCGUUUGCGCGCAGCCUGGGGGCGACUGGGGCGCUGUCGCUCACCACCGUUGGGCUGGUCUGCUGGCCGUUCGUGGCGUCAAAGGCAGGUGGCGUUUGA
Pyricularia pennisetigena is the source of this 822-nucleotide messenger RNA. RefSeq lists its product as uncharacterized. Lineage: Eukaryota; Fungi; Ascomycota; Sordariomycetes; Magnaporthales; Pyriculariaceae. The coding region runs from base 1 to 822 and encodes 273 amino acids. The transcript has a single exon. The record is from RefSeq and is a predicted model, not a curated record.